GUAGUACCAAUUUGGCGUUGUUUGCCAUUAUGAGGAGGUGCCAGCCACCACUUUGUCCCUUUUGAACUGUAACACUCAUAUGACCAUGUUUGCCAUUAUGAACAAGCAUCUAGAAUUCGAAACGGGGCAAAAGGAAAUGGCUCUGAUUACGCUGCCUCCCAUGUGACAUUCAUCAUUCAUGCAUUUGGAUGGUGCUAGUCAUUGAGACAUUCCACUCUUCAGUCCCGGGCUUCUUUUCUAGAUAAGGUAGGUAUGUUUUUCAAUGCUUAUAAGACCUUGACCCACACCUACUUUUAGGCCAUUUACAUUCAAUUUUGGGCUUUGGAAUUCCCAGCAUAUAGUUUGGUCCUUUACUGUUGUUCCAAAUAUUCGACAAGCCCCACAGAUCCUUUUUUUUGUCCCCAAAUAUUUGUUAGGCGGACCCAUUUCCCUCUACGCCCACCUCAUAUUCUUGCAAGAAAUGCGCACUAAAGCGUAAAUUAAUGGAGUCAGUUAGGAACUUAGGACUACAAAAUAGCUUGGAUCAUCUGUCAUCAUAGGUUUUGACCCAUUCUUCGGGCUGGCACAUAAGCCACUCCUGCCUAUGCGUCACUGCCAGACGAACCGCGGGCCCAUGUUUCGGUCAAGCCUGAUCAGUUUUCCCGGUCUGGACUCUGGACCAUGUUGGUCAAGCACUUAAACCCUUUGAACUUAUACAAGAUGCUAACAAUGUGGCUGCUUGCCUCAAAAUCCACUGGCAAGUGGUUGGCGGACAAUAGGCAUGAUACCGUGAUUAAUUAAUUACUCGAAUAUUUUUUCAUACUCCCUGCCUCAUCCGGGCUUUGAAGCAGUGCACAACUUGCAUGUCCAAUAGUUUGACCAGCCGGGUUCGGAGGGCCGGUCUAGUCUAGGAUUAAUAAAACCGACGACCCCUUAGAUCUCUCCCUCCAGUAGACUAGUAUCACGGGCCGCCCUAGUUUAGAUUAAAUUAUUAUUAUUAUCCUUGAAAUGGAGCAUCUGGAAUUUUGGACAUAUAAACCAGGUCAAGGCUCAAGUUAAAGAAUUAUUGAUGUUAAUUUCCGCCUAGAGAGUCUAAAAGAUAAGACUUAACGAAAAACCAAAUAGUCUUUAAUGAAGGUAUUUAAACUAGGGCAGGCCAAAAAUCAUUGUUGUAUCAUUGAAUUUGGCCCUAAGCAAAGGUUUAAAAAUUCCAUUAUUUGCGUGACAGAGCAUACUAAAACAAAUUUAGGGUCCAUGAGACGUGCCAUUUAGUCGACCGAAUCCAGAAUCACCCUUUCUUUAAUCCGCACACGCUUAUUCCCCUAUUUUCACGCGGUUAUAUCCAUCAUCAACAUCAUUCUAAAGUGGUCAUGAUAUUCCACCAAUUAGUUACCAUGAAACAGAUUCUCAGCUCCUUCACAAUCAUUACUCUCAUUUCCCGGACAAACCAAUGACCAUGUAUCAGACUCUCCUAAGUUUGUUCAUUCUCAUUUCCUUAGCUUCAUGCAUCAAUGCUCAACAAGAAUAUUCAGGAAAUUCAGUACUCAACUGUGACAACAGCGAUGACUCCGGUCCUUCUUCGGCUUUCCUUUACACCUGCAAUGGCCUAUACUCCUCCUGCCAGGCCUUUCUCAUCUUCAAGUCUGAACCUCCUUAUAAUUCAGUUCCAACUAUUUCAAUGCUCAUGUCUUCAAACCCAGGGGAGCUUGCAGGAAUCAACAGUGUGAAAACGCUCACUGUCUUCCCCACUGGAAAAGAGGUGAUCGUUCCAGUGAAUUGCUCUUGCUUAGGUCAGUAUUAUCAAGCCAACACCACGUUUCAUAUCCAGGAUAACCAGCAAACAUACUUUAUUAUAGGGAACAACACAUACCAGGGAUUAUCUACAUGUGAUUCUCUUAUGCGGGCAAAUCGUUAUAGUGAAUUCAGCUUGUCACCUGGCCUUGAAUUGCAUGUACCACUUCGAUGCGCUUGUCCUACAGAGCAUCAAGCAGAAAAUGGAACGAAGUAUCUACUGACUUACUCGGUUAGCUGGGAGGAUAACUUUCCGACCAUUGGUGAAAGGUUCAAUGUCAGUGCAAAGAGUAUAGCGGAUGCAAAUGGGUUAAUCUCAGAAGAAAACCCAACAAUUUUUCCUUUCACAACAAUUCUGAUUCCCCUGAAAACUGAACCCUUGAGCUCACAGACCAAAACUCACGCUACUCAACCAGUACUCGAUCCACCUCCGCCCACUUCUGAUUCUGGGAGCAGUAUAUCCAAGAGAAGAAUCUACUUGGGUGCUGGAAUUGCUGCAGGUUGUUUUUUGCUGGGCCUCAGUGUCAUUUUGUCCAUUGUCUUCCUAUUUUACAAGAAGAGAUCAAAGAAGGUUCCUCCAGUUCAUGGAAAAACAAAAAGUGUAUUGCCAGAAGAUCUCCUUGUUGAAAUCGCUAGUGUUGAUCCAGUCCCGAAAGUGUUUGAAUUCAAGAAAUUAAAGAAGGCCACUGGGAAUUUCAGUUCCAAGAGUAGGAUAAAAGGUUGUGUCUUUCGUGCAGAGCUGGGCAGGGAAAUCGUAGCAGUGAAAAAAAUGAAAGUGGAUGUAUCGGAGGAAGUGAACAUUCUGAACAAGCUCAACCACUUCAAUUUGAUAAAGCUGCAUGGUGUCUGCAAGAAUGGCAGCUGUUUCUACCUUGUAUUCGAGUACAUGGAAAAUGGUUCUUUAAGAGAAUGGCUUCACGAAGAAAGCUCCAACCAUAGUCAGAGCUGGAGCAAGAGGAUCCAGAUUGCCCUAGAUGUUGCUAAUGGCCUUCACUAUAUUCAUAACUUCACCAAGCCUGCCUAUGUGCAUAAGCACAUCAAGAGUAGCAACAUUCUAUUAACCAAAAAUCUGAGAGCCAAGAUUGCGAAUUUCAGCCUCGCAAGGACAGCAGUGAAGGGAGCAAAGACCCAUGCCCUGAAUAUGCUUGUUGUUGGCACUAGAGGCUAUAUGGCACCUGAGUACAUAGAGGCAGGGUCAAUAACUCCCAAGGUUGAUGUCUAUGCUUUCGGAGUGGUGAUGUUGGAGCUGAUUACUGGAAAAGAUGCCGUUAUAAUACAGGAUGAAGAGGAAGUACUGCUUUCAGAAGCCAUGAUUUCCAUCAUGGAGAGAGGAAAUGCAGAGAUCGAGCUUGGUCACUUUCUUGAUCCUUGUCUCCUAGGAAAUAAUGGGAUUGAAUCUGCCACGAGGAUUGCAAAACUAAGCAUAGCCUGCUUGGCAAAAGAUCAAGCAAGAAGACCAAGCAUGGGUGAGGUAGUGUCAACCCUGUUGAAGAUUCAAGUGGACCUACAGAAGUCAGAAAUGCAGUUUGACAAGUUUGCUUAGAUUAUGAUUAUGGGGGUGUUAAGCCUGUUAGGAGUGAUUCCAUGUAAUAAUAUUUUGUAUAUAUAUCAUGAUUAUGGGGGUGUCAAGCCUGUUGGAGUGAUUCCAUGUAAUAAUAUUUUGUAUAUAUUAUUACAAAAUAACAGUCCAGCCUAAUAUUGAUAUG
Molecule: messenger RNA, 3476 nt
Organism: Vitis riparia (riverbank grape)
Lineage: Eukaryota; Viridiplantae; Streptophyta; Magnoliopsida; Vitales; Vitaceae
Product: protein LYK5-like
Exons: 1
Coding region: 1430-3313 (627 amino acids)
Biological process (GO): protein phosphorylation
Molecular function (GO): protein kinase activity; ATP binding
Source: RefSeq, a predicted model, not a curated record